GUCAGGUUUCUCAUCUCUUAGUCGAAAAAAGCCCUUAGAAAUUCCAGAUACAAAUCUGACACGUCGUUGUUAAACGCUGUCGACCCUAAGGGUCACCCUGAACAUGUUGAUUAUACAUCUUAGAUGUCUUUCGGACUACGUUUAAAACUCAGUGAUGAAUUAUUCGCGGUCCGAGGCGUAUAAAGGCGCCUCGACUUGCACCACUCAAAUCAUCAACAUCCUCUCCUCUCAGCAAUGGCCUCGAAGUCCAGCAUUCAAUUCUCCACCAAAGGUGUUAUCUCAUCGACCAGUGUUCUCAUGAUGGCCACCUCCCCCCGAUCGUGGAUCGCCUCAUUUGCUCGCCAAUCGAUUCUGUCAGCGCUUACGAGCGCCAUCUCGUCUGGAUACCUCAUCGUUGAUGAUGCUGAAGGAUCUCAUACUUAUGGUUCCAACAAGAAAGGUUGCAACCUCGUUCACAUUAAAGUCAUAAGCGACAACUUUUGGCUGCGCCUCAUGCUCUCCGGUGAUCUAGGCUUCAGCGAAGCGUACAUGAUAGGCGAGAUCGAACUUCCCGACCUAAGAGCAGCCAUGAACUUAUGGCUCGAUAACCAGUCCGCAAUGGAAGACACCUUAUCAUCUACGUACACACGCAUCACCUCGACCCUGUCAAGUUUCUACAAUUCCUUCCUUGGCCAGACAAAAAGUAACGCACGCCUCAACGUGAUCGCAUCAUACGAUCAGUCGAAUGAGCUCUUCAAAGCCUUCCUUUCAUCAGAAAUGAUGUAUUCAUGUGCGCUUUGGGACGAGUCUGAGGGCGGUGUCCGAGGCGACCUUGAAAUCGGUCCUACUCCUGGUGACCUCGAGGCCGCCCAGCGGAGAAAAAUCCACCAUGUCCUUCGUCAAGCUCGUCUAAAGCCAGGACACCGUGUCCUUGAAUUCGGUUCGGGAUGGGGAGGGCUCGCCAUCGAGGCGGCUGGCACAUUUGGAUGCGCAGUAGAUACUCUCACGCUCUCCAUCGAGCAGAAGACGCUCGCCGAGGAAAGGAUCGCAGCUGCUGGUCUUUCCGAUAAAAUACGCGUCCAUCUCCUCGAUUAUCGGGACAUACCAUCGGAGUGGGAAAAUGCGUUUGACGCCUUUGUGUCCGUAGAGAUGCUUGAACACGUUGGAUCAAAGCACUACGGAAACUAUUUCCGACUCGUUUCGUUCGCCCUGAAGCCGCACAAUGCGACGGCUGUAGUUUCCGCUUCCACUUUCCCCGAAUCACGGUACACUUCAUAUCAAGCUGAAGACUUCAUGCGCAAGUACAUGUGGCCGAAUUCAUGUCUUCCCUCGGCAUCAGCCCUGAUUCAGGCGGCCUCUCCCUACUUUAACCUGGAAGGGGUCGAGAACCACGCUGCACACUAUCCACGGACCCUCCGAGAGUGGGGAAGGCGGCUGGAGAAGAAUUUGACUCAGGAAUUGGUGGCAAAGGACUAUCCCGGUCUGAAUGACAAGCACUCUUACGAGGCAUUCAAGCGGAAAUGGAUGUACCUUUUCGCUUACGCUGGAGCUGGCUUCGCGAAGGGUUACAUUACAUGCCACAUGCUGACGUUCAUGCGAGAGAAUGAUGCGCCUGAGAUGUGCGACUGAGUACAUAUUGGCACCUUUCGUAUCCUCACGCAACUGGUUUUUUUCGGACAUGGACUCGGAGUAGUAAGAUAUCGUUAUUCUCGCUUAUUUAUUUCAAAAGUUGGAAGGCAUAAUGGAAAAGUCUACUGUAUAAUACUGUAAUGGUAUCGGAGCGCUAAUAAUGCUAUCAAUAAGAAUCUAUUCUAACCCUCCC
This is a messenger RNA of Guyanagaster necrorhizus, 1801 nucleotides long. RefSeq names its product putative cyclopropane fatty acid synthase. The transcript is spliced from 6 exons. Gene Ontology annotation, biological process: lipid biosynthetic process. The record is from RefSeq and is a predicted model, not a curated record. The coding region runs from base 235 to 1608 and encodes 457 amino acids. NCBI's taxonomy places the organism in Eukaryota, Fungi, Basidiomycota, Agaricomycetes, Agaricales, Physalacriaceae.